AUGUCAAGAGACUCUGCGAGUCGCGAAAAGGGCAACGAGGUCAGCAAACGCAGCAGCAGCAGCAGCAGCAGCAGCAGCAGCUGGAGAGCUCUAGGAAAGGCAGCAAAUGCAGCAAUAAUAAUAGCAGCAGCAAAAGCAGCAGCGGAAGCAAAACGCAACAGCAGCGGCAGCAGCAGCGCCCACAGCAAACGGAGCAGCAGCAGCAGCAGCAGCAGCAGCAGCAGCAACAGAAGCAGCAGCAAUCAAAGCAGCAGUAGAAGCAACAACAAUAACGCCAGCAGCAACAACAGCAAAAAAGAGAACAACAGGAGCAGCAGCAGCAGCAGCAACAGCAGCAGCAAGAUCAACUGCAGCAGCAGCAGCAGCAGCAGCAGCAGCAGCAGCAUCAGCAGCAGCAGCAAAAGCAGCAGCAGACUUUUGUGCAGAAUUGCCGAGAAAGUAAGCAGCAAAGGAAAGAGAGCAGCAGCAAACGAAAAACAUCCUUUUCGUCCUGCAGCAGCAGCAGCAGCAGCAGCAGCAGCAGCAGCAGCAGGAACGGCAGAAGAGAAGAAAAUGAGCAGCAGUAGCAGCAGCAGCUGGAAUCCAACACAGCCGCCGCAGCAGCAAAGGCAGCAGCAGCAAUGGCAGCAGCAAGAUCUAGACGCAGCAGACGACCAGCAGCACAAACAGCAGCAGCAGCAGUAG
Molecule: messenger RNA, 684 nt
Organism: Eimeria necatrix
Lineage: Eukaryota; Apicomplexa; Conoidasida; Eucoccidiorida; Eimeriidae
Exons: 3
Coding region: 1-684 (227 amino acids)
Source: RefSeq, a predicted model, not a curated record